AGUGAGGAAAUUAGAAUCUGCGACAUUCAUUUAUUCACUCAUUUGCGAAUGAAAAAUAAAUCGACAUUGUCAAAAUUUUCAAUUGAAGCUGAAUAAAUUCUUUAAAAUCUGUCAACAUGCUGUUUGAAUCUGCAAGUAACAAUAAUAACCAAAUGUCUGAUGAAGAGCUUGAUGAAGCGGUUGCGAGCCACCUGAAGAAGCUCGACACUUUAGAAAUCAUGGAGAAACUAUUGGAGAACGCGAAAUUGCAUCAACCAGACUCUACACCUCCCAACGAGCCCGCCUGCAGUGAUUCUGUCACCUCAGGUGAUUGGGCAGACGCCCCCAAGUCCUGGUUAACCAACCCUCGAAUUUUCACCCGAGAGAUGUUGAAUCUGUCCUCAUUAUUCGGAGCACCCGAGUGGAAAUCCAAAAACGUCUACAGCAUAUCGAAUCCCGGUCCCUUGCAGCCGAAGAAAUUUUCGAUUCAGCCGAGCGAGAAGAGCGAAGAGCCGGAGAAGGAGAACCCAACUUUUUUGGUUAGAACGAGAGAUUAUCUGGCGGAUUAUCAAGAGAGUCAGGGGAUUCCCCGGAAUGAGUACUGUUUCGGUUCACUGCUGAAGGUUAUGGGUCAGGCUACAGGAAAAUCUUUCCUGGCGUUGUUCUUUAUUCUCGUCAACAUUGCUCCCAUGACACAAAUUCUCCUCUUCGUCUCCAGGUUCAUUCUGGAUAAAGCCGUGGGUAUCCUCUCCUCAAAAGACACCCAGCAGAAAGCCACGAAAUCCGCGAUUUUCGGACUCCAGCUGAUCUCAAUCUACAUCUGCCUAUUCUUCAUCUUCGGCUCCAUCUGGCUCCCAAUCCUGCAAAUGGUCUUCGGCAUCAUCUCCCAAAUACUAUUCUUCAACUAA
Messenger RNA from Diachasma alloeum, 887 nucleotides. RefSeq lists its product as uncharacterized. The transcript has 3 exons. Lineage: Eukaryota; Metazoa; Arthropoda; Insecta; Hymenoptera; Braconidae. The coding region runs from base 117 to 887 and encodes 256 amino acids. The record is from RefSeq and is a predicted model, not a curated record.